AUGCCGCGGCGCUGGCAGGGAGCUGUCCUUCAGCACCACCCGCAGCAGCGCGGCGGCUCGCCCCGCCGCCAGCCCCCGCGGCGGCCGGGAUCUGUCCGGCGCCGGAGCCCCGGCGAGCGCUCGCCCGCCGCCCUGCGCCACCAGCCCGCCGCGGGGCGCCCGCCGCCGGCAGCGCUUCCCCGCCGCAGCCCCGCAGCCCAGCCCCUGCCCCCGCGAGCCCACGACCCGGGGGGGCGCCCCCGCCGCCGCCGCUGCGCAGCGAAGCCGCCCCCCGCCCCGGGCGGCUGCCGCCUCCCGCGGGGUGCGCAGCCCGGCUGCGGAGCGGAGGAGCGGGCUCGCGUGCGGCAGCCCCCCGCUCAGCCGCGGGGCCCCGCGCGGCGCGUCCCCCGCCCGCCUUUGCCGCCGCUGCGCCUGCCGCCCGGGGAGAGCAAACCGCCGCGCCGGCUGGAGCCCGAACCGCAGCGCUGCCGCGGCCAGCAGCGAGCCCGGGGCGAGGCGGGGCGGCGAGCUCCGAGCCCGCGGCCGCGCCAGCGGCUCGCAAACUUCCCCGGCGCCGGCGGCUCCUGCGCGUCGCGGCGCUGCGGGUCCCAGAGCCCCCCAGAGCAGCAGCUGGGAGUAGAACCCAGGAGUCCUGACUCCACCUGCCCCACUAGCCCGCCCUCCACUAAAGCUAUGUGUGGAAUGAUACAGAAGCUAAAAGCACAGCUGUAA
This is a messenger RNA of Caretta caretta (loggerhead turtle), 711 nucleotides long. The record is from RefSeq and is a predicted model, not a curated record. NCBI's taxonomy places the organism in Eukaryota, Metazoa, Chordata, Testudines, Cheloniidae.